GCAGGGGAGGUGAGUUCCUUCAUGGAGGGGGUGCGUGCGUCUGUAGGGGGCGUGGAGGGGGGCGCGGGGGUCGUGGGGCUCAUGGAGGAGGUGCAUCACGUCCUGGGGAAGCUGCGGGGGGAGGCCGGCCAGGGGGGCCAGGCCGGGGGGCAGCUAAUCCCCCUGAUAGACGGCCUUCACACCGCCCUCGGGGGGGCACUGGGGGGCGGGGGCACUGCUAACCACGUACUGGGGGGCGAGGAGGAGGAUAAGGAUGAUGACGAGGAGGAGCAGGAGGAAGGAGAGGCGGAGGAGGAGGAGGAGGAGGAGGAGGAGGAGGAGGACGCUGAUGAUGAAGAUGAGGUAGAGACAGAAGAUGCAGACGAUGAGGAAGAGAUGGGCCGCGAUGACGACGAGGAGGAAGAAGAGGAAGACAACGACGAGGAGGAGGAGGAGGACACGGAGGAGCCGGUGACGGUGGUGGAGCGGGGCCUGGCCGGGGCCGGGGCCGAGGCGUCCCCCCCGUCGUGCCCCGACAGCCCCGGAGGCGGCGUGGUGACGGGCGGCCUCCAGUUCAGCGUGGACCUGCGGGAGGCGCGCGGCGUGGUGCUGCGCGUGGACGACGUGCGCGGCGGGCGCGAAGGGCACGAGGAGGCGCGGGGCGUGCUGAGCCACGCCCUCACGCGCUGCCUGUCCCGUGAGGAGGCGGGCGAGGGCGAGGCGGCGCGCGAGGCCACGCCCCCCGAGGCGCGGCGGCGGGAGCGGCGAGACAACCCGCACAGCGUGCCCUGGAAGAUCCGCGCCGCCAAGAAGCGCCUCGAGACUUCGGCGGCGGCGCAGCAGGACACAGCCGCGCCGCCAGCCGGCGACUCCUUCGCGCGACUGGCGCGAGCCGGGCUGGCCAGCCGCCGGCACAAGUCCUACAACGACCUGUGGAACGCCACGGCCAGGCCCUUCACGCGCGCCGCGCCGCCCGCACACAGUCGCUCCAUGGGCGCCCUGGCGGACCUGGGCCGCGAGUGGCCGCCGCUGGAGGCCGCCAGCUCCCUGGACCACGGCCUGCACUCCGCCGCCGCCGCCGCCGCCGCCAGCAGCCUCAGCACCGCCGGGUCCCGCGGCAGCGACCGGAGCGACUCCGAAGACGACGAGGACGAGGACGAGGACGAGGACGAGGGGCAGGUGUUCUCGCUGCGGCUGUACGACGAGGCGCGGCUGCGGGGCGCCAAGGCGUCGACGACGGUAUCAGCCCCGGUCCCCGCCCCGCUGGCCGCCAGCCGCCAGCCGCCCCGCGAGGCGCCCACGGCGGCGGGCUUCAUGUUCCACCCGCCGGCAGUGGCGCGCCUCCACGGCCACGGCCUCUCCCGCUCCAGGUCCACGCCCGUGGCGGCCUCGGCGGCGUGGGUGACGGGGCCGCCCAGCCAGGCCCCGCCGCCCCUCCCCCCCCCGGAGCCGCCCGCCGUCCUCAGCCGCACCAAGAGUGCCGACAUACUGGGCCCCGGCCAGCCCCAGCCCCGCCCCGAGGCCCCGCAGGCUCUGGAGAGGGAGGAGGCCCCGCGGCAGGCUGAGGGCGGCGCCGGGCAGCCGUUCACGCCGCAGAUGCUGGUGAAGAUGGCGGUGACCAAGGCGGCGCUCACCAAGCAGCUCAGCGUCGGGGGCGAGGCGCCCCGCAGCGCCCCGCCCCUGCCCUGGGUCGCCGCCACGGAGGGCCGUCAGCGCCGCGCCCCCACUCCCCCAUGGGCCGCCGCCGGGGUGGGGGAGCCUCCCCCGCCGCCCCUGCCUCGCCCCAUCCUGCGCCGCCACCACACAGUGGGGGGCGCCGAGCUGCCGCAGCCCCCGCCCCCCCAGGACGCCGAGCAACGGCGCCCGGUCUGGGCCGGCCUCUACCAGCACGCCAGGCACCAGCAGGCGGUGAAGCAGCACGACGAGGGCCCGCAGCAGCAGCACCAGCAGCAGGCCGCGCGGCAGGACGAGCUGCUGAGGAGGCAGGAGGAAGUGAGGAGGCAGGAAGAGACGCGGAGGCAAGAAGAGCAGAGGCGGCAGGAGGAGACGAGGCGGCAAGAAGAGGCCAAGAGGCAGAAGGACGCAAAGAGGCAGGAGGCGGCGAAGAAGAAGCUGCUGAGACAACAGCAGGAGCAGCAGCAGGAGGCCCUGAGGCAGCAGCAAGAGGAGGCACGGAGGCGGGAAGAGGAGCAGCGCCAUCAGGAGCUGCUGAGGCAGCAGGAGGCGGAGCGCCAGCAGGAACUACAAAGACAGCAGCUGCUGCAAAGACAUCGGGAGGCGGAGCGGCAGCAGGAGCUCCAGAGGCAGCAGGAACAGCAGAGGCAACAGGAACUACAGAGGCAGCAGGAGUAUCAGCGUCAGGAGGAGGCACAGAGACAGCAGGAACUCCAGCGGCAGCAGGAGCUCCUGUGGCAGCAGGAUCUGCAGCGCCAGCAGGAGUUACAGCGUCAGCAGGAGGAGCUGCGGCGCCAGCAGGAGGAGCUGCAGCAACAGAUCCUGAAGCAGCAGGAGCAGAUCCGGCUGCAGCAGGAGAUGAUCCGCCAGCAGCAGGAGCAGCUGAAGCAGCAGACUGUGCUGGCGGCGGCCCCGAGCCCCGCCCCGCCCCGCCCCGUGCAGCUUCAGCCCAGCAUGGAGGACGCCGCGGUCCCCGGCCCUGCCCCGCCCCGCCCCGUGCAGCUCCAGCCCAGCGUGGAGGACGCCGCGGUCCCCGGCCCUGCCCCGCCCCGCCCCGUGCAGCUUCAGCCCAGCGUGGAGGACGCCGCGGUCCCCGGCCCUACCCCGCCCCGCCCCGUGCAGCGCCAGGCCAGCGUGGAGGAGGCGGCAGGCACCCUGGCGGCGGCGCUGGCCAUGCGGCAGUCACGGGAGGACUUGCGGCGCCGCAGCUUGACCGGCGCGGGGCCCGCCGGCGGCAGCCAGGGCUCGCUGCCCCCCGACCUCGAGUGCGACCAGGACGCCGAACCGGACGCCAACGACGACGAGGUGUUCGGCGCGCCGCCGCCACCGCCGCCGGCGGCCGCGCGCCGCCCCCAGGCCCCCGCGGCGCCGCCCGCCAUGGACCGCGCCAAGAGCGGCUCCGUGCCGGCGCUGCCGGAGUCCGUGGCCGCGGCCCCGCCCAAGAGCCACGUGCUGGCCAUCACCAAGAACUUCUCGCUGGACCAGCCCGGCGUGGGCGUGGCCGCGGCGGGGAGCAGCGGCAGUCUGUCCUCGCUGCCCGAGUCCCCGCAGCCCGGGGCGGCGCGCCGCGCGGCCUGGGCGGCGCGCUCCGCCUCCCUCUCCGAGGCCGACAAGCCAAAGAGUUCCUCCGUCACCUGCCUGGCCGGGGCCGCCGCCCCCUCGCCGCCUCGGCCCGCCUUGGGGGGCGGCUUCUCCCCCGCUACUCGCGGCGCCGUGCGGGCCAAGAGCAGCUCCGUCUCUGCCCUGCAGGACGCCCCGCCCACCCGCGCCCCGCCGCUCCUCGGCUUGCAGCAGGCCGCCCUCACCACUGUUUCUCAGUCACUCAAGAACCUUGGCGCGGACAGGGCGGGGGGCGCCGCGCCUGUGCCCGGCAGGGUGGGCUGUGCCCCUGGAGGCGUGGUGCGCGUGAAGGCCGGCGAGUACGUGGUGCCGCCGCUGCCCACCACGGCGGCGCGGCAGCAGCAGCUGAGGGAGCAGCAGCAGCAGCAGGUGUCCCGCUGGGGCAGCGUCCCGGACACCAGCACGCGCCCCGCCGCGCCGCCCUCCGCCGCCGUCUUCCCGGGGCAGCGCGGCGUGGCCCGAUGGAACAGCGUGCCGGACUCAGUGUCUCAGGGACCCGGCAUCCCCGCGGGGCGCCCUCGCCUGGGCUCAGCAGGUGAUAAGGGCACAGUCUCGCCCUUCGGAGCCUCCACAGAGCUGAGCACCGGCCAAGGCUCCUCCACCCAAAAGUCCUUUUCUAGCAGCUUCUCCACCUCCUCCUCCACCUCCUCCUCCACCAGAGCUUCCCAAUUCUCCAAAACUGAGAGCAAGACAGUCUCCCCCUUCGAGAAGUUUAAGAAAUUAGACUCCAAGCAGUCUCCCCGCCCCGCCAA
Messenger RNA from Eriocheir sinensis (Chinese mitten crab), 4025 nucleotides. RefSeq names its product smoothelin-like. The record is from RefSeq and is a predicted model, not a curated record. NCBI's taxonomy places the organism in Eukaryota, Metazoa, Arthropoda, Malacostraca, Decapoda, Varunidae. Gene Ontology annotation, molecular function: protein binding. Gene Ontology annotation, biological process: actin cytoskeleton organization. Gene Ontology annotation, cellular component: filamentous actin; microtubule organizing center.